CAAAGCAUCCAGGUGGCAACGCUGGAGCGACAUACCCUCAGAUAAAGUGCAUAAAUAAUUGGCAAUCUCCGUCUGUUUAAGUAAAUAAUAGUGAUAUUAGGCAAUAAGUGAGCGCAAACACAAUGGCUGAUCGGGCUAUCAAGCUGCUGGUGAUUGGGGAGAGCGGCGUGGGGAAGUCCAGUUUGAUCCGUCGCUUUGUGGAGAACAAGUUCGACGAGAACCAUGACGUCACGAUCGGCAUGGACUUCAAGAGCAAGGUGAUGAACGUGGACGGGAUCGAUUACAAGGUGGCUCUUUGGGACACGGCGGGCGCGGAAAGAUUCCGCAGUCUGACGCCCAGCUUCUACAGGAAGGCCUUGGGCGCCAUCCUGGUGUACGACAUUACGAAUAGAGACUCCCUUGUGAAGUUGGAAGCCUGGCUGGCCGAAUUGGACAGCUACAGCGACAACCCAAACAUAGCCAUCAUUGUGGUGGGAAACAAGAUAGAUCAGGAGCGACUGGUGGAUCGUGAGGAGGGCAGGAAGUUCGCAAGGAAGCAUAGGGCCCUCUUCAUCGAGACCUCGGCCAAGUGCGAUCAGUUCGUCAGCGAUGUGUUCAAGGAUGUUGUGGAGAAGAUCGUCUCCUCCGAGUACUUCAACAAUGGCAAUGGCUCCGCCGGUCUGGACAUCGCCAGCGAUCGGGAUCUGGAGGAAAGCGCUUCCACGUGUUACUGUUGAUAUCCUGAUGUUGUGCGGGCUUUUGUCAAAUUUAUAUCGUGUAUUUAUUUAAUCGUUUCAAUAUCACUAGCAUAAACUCAA
Molecule: messenger RNA, 797 nt
Organism: Drosophila rhopaloa
Lineage: Eukaryota; Metazoa; Arthropoda; Insecta; Diptera; Drosophilidae
Gene: Rab18
Product: ras-related protein Rab-18
Exons: 3
Coding region: 123-716 (197 amino acids)
Molecular function (GO): GTP binding; GTPase activity
Source: RefSeq, a predicted model, not a curated record